Sinocyclocheilus grahami is the source of this 1384-nucleotide messenger RNA. Its product is annotated as NACHT, LRR and PYD domains-containing protein 12-like. Gene Ontology annotation, molecular function: protein binding. The annotation marks the transcript as partial. The record is from RefSeq and is a predicted model, not a curated record. The transcript has 4 exons. Lineage: Eukaryota; Metazoa; Chordata; Actinopteri; Cypriniformes; Cyprinidae.
AUGAAGGGCAAUGUGAUGUUUUAUGAGGAGGACCUGAGAGAAAGCGGCAUAGACGUCACUGAUGCCUCCGUAUAUUCUGGGAUUUGCACUGAGAUCUUUAGGGAGGAAUCAGUGAUUUAUCACAGGAAGGUUUACAGUUUUGUACAUCUGAGCUUUCAGGAGUUUUUUGCAGCACUGUAUGUGUUUUUCUGCUAUUUACACAAGAACAGUGAGGUUCUGAAAAUGUUCCUGACAGGAAUGUCCAGAACUCAGUGUGAGAAUGUUCCUCUGGAUGUGUUUCUGAAGGAAGCAGUGAAUAAAGCCUUGAGCAGUAAAAAUGGACACCUGGAUCUUUUCCUUCGAUUUCUUCAUGGCGUCUCACUGGAAUCCAAUCAGAGACUCUUAACGGAUGUGCUGAUACACACAGAGAACAACCCAGAGAGCAUCAAGAAAAUAACCCAGAACCUCAAACGAGGUCAAAAAACUAAUGUCAGUCCUGAAAGAUGGAUGAAUCUGUCACACUGCCUGAUUGAGAUUAAAGAAAAUUCUGUUGUUAAAGAAAUGCAGGCAUUUUUAAACUCUAAAACAAAAAGAAAAAAAUUAUCUCUUGCACAAUGUUCAACUUUGGCAAACAUGGUCCUGAUGUCAGAGGAGGUGCUGGAAGAGCUAGACUUCAAUAAGUACAACAUCAAAUCAAAAGAGGGCAGAAGGAGACUGGUACCUGCUGUGAGGAACUGCAGAAAAGCUGUAUUAACUGCCUGUAACCUCACUGAUCAGCACUGUGAAAUUGUGGCUUCAGCUCUACAAUCAUCAAACUCCACACUGAGAGAGCUGGACCUGAGUCACAAUAACCUGCAGGAUUCAGGAGUGAAACUGCUCUCCGCUGGAUUGAGGAGUCCAAACUGUCAACUCAACAUACUGAGAUUGGUCAGCUGUGAUCUCACUGAUCAGCACUGUGAAAUUGUGGCUACAGCUCUACAAUCAUCAAACUCCCCACUGAGAGAGCUGGACCUGAGUAACAAUGAUCUUCAGGAUACAGGAAUAAAGCUGCUGUGUGCUGGACUGAGGAGUCCAAACUGUCAACUCAACAUGCUGAGAUUAUCUGGCUGUAUGGUUACAGCAGAGGGUUGUGCUGCUCUGGCAUCAACUCUGAGUUCAAACCCCUCACACCUGAGAGAGCUGGAUCUGAGCUACAAUCACCCAGGAGAUUCAGGAGUGAAGCUGCUCUCUGAAACACUCAACCAUCUGGAUAAACUCAAGUAGGUUGAGCAGUAACAAUCAUCCUGUCUUCCGUGAUUGUGAGAGAAUCUGUAAUUUUUUUAGGGCUGCCUCCUAAUAGUCGACCAACCGUUAGUCGACCAGCAGAAGCUUGGUCGACCAAAAUUUUAUUAGUCGCUUAGUCGCA